AUGGUUCGUUUCACUUCGACCGAGAGAGCCAAACAAGGUGAAGAAGAAGGUUCCGCCAAGUUUGCACGUGGUAAUCGCUUAUCCAUGGGUGAACAGGUUCGAUGCUACAAAGAGGAAUGCCAGCGUAUCUUCGAUUUGCAAAAUCGAGUUCUAUCGAAUCCCGAGUUGCUCAGCUCGGACGAGGAGGUGAGCAGUGAGGAGGAUGAAGAUGAGACUGGUGAGGCAACUGCCAGCCGUGCCGGGGCUUCGGGUGCGACUGGUCCGAGUGGUGCUUCGCACGGGGCGACACACAAUUCCAGUUCCAUUGGUGGUGUUCGACUGUCCAGUUUGUCCUCCUCGGCUCGUUCGUAUUCGGCCACGAUGAGCCGGAAUCUGGAGGCGGUCAUAUCGAACCGGAUGUCGGUGUCCGAGUUCGAACAGCGUCGAGAAGAGGCGGAUCGUGAAAAAUUGAAACGGGCUUUGGAAUCGGGAGAACCGAUCCUCGGUGCGAAACGCCCACGCAAAACCAAUCCUGCUGCUCCUGCAAUCAAAGCUUCAGGUACAGCUCCGGGAACACUUGCAGAUCACAAUACGGACUCGAACCCGGCCAGUAUCACCACCUCGGUGACAACCGCGGGUCCUAUGACAACCACAAAUUCCGCCAGCGCGUCCGGUACAAUUGCCGGUAGUAGUCAGGUGUACGAGGCAAGCGCUCAAGCAGCCGGUACGAUAUUGGAUUUGGCUCCACCGUGGCCGAAUGCGACACGAAAAUUGUUACGCAUAAUGCGUACCUAUUCGGAAGACGGACAACAAUUCACGCGGACAGAAUUGGUUCCCUGGUCACCGGUGGUUGAAAUCUAUCUGAAAAUUCGUCAAACACGGAACGAUGAAUUCAUUCACAAUUUUGUCGACUCUGAUAACCAAUUUCGAGAACAGCAACGAAAGGAAAAACGUCGUAUUCAGGUGUGUGUGUGUGUGUUUCUAUGUUCUUGA
Molecule: messenger RNA, 972 nt
Organism: Echinostoma caproni
Lineage: Eukaryota; Metazoa; Platyhelminthes; Trematoda; Plagiorchiida; Echinostomatidae
Source: the annotation of a GenBank genome assembly